AUGUGCAUUGCAAUUUGCAACCAGGAGGUUUUGACUGAUAUUCCCGGCUGCGGUUUUGCUUGGUAUGAAAAUGAAAAUCUGCGAAGCAGAGAAAGUAACCUGCGUCAAAAUGUCCGCUGCUACAGUCUCCGACCAUACGCAGCAUCUCCCCCUAAUUUAUGCCUUCAUGGUGGCGGAAACAACGCUCGCAUCUUUUGCGCACAAGAUCGAGGAUUGGGGGCCCAGUUAAGAUCGGACCUUCGCCUCGUCUUCGCACAACCACCCUUUCCAUCUGAUGCGGGAUUCGAUGUUCUUGCGGUUUACAGCCGAUGGGGUCCCUUUCGGCGGUGGUGGCUACGGGGGCGACCCGAGCAUCUAUUCCUGUCACCGUUCGAGAUCAUCCGUGCAAUUGACGAUACCCCUGAAGAUGCAAUACCCCGCGAUGAUGAGGAAGGUGAAACGGGGGAGUGGGUGGCCCUGCUGGGGUUCAGUUAA
Penicillium vulpinum is the source of this 474-nucleotide messenger RNA. RefSeq lists its product as uncharacterized. NCBI's taxonomy places the organism in Eukaryota, Fungi, Ascomycota, Eurotiomycetes, Eurotiales, Aspergillaceae. The coding region runs from base 1 to 474 and encodes 157 amino acids. The record is from RefSeq and is a predicted model, not a curated record. The transcript has a single exon.